CUUUCCCGAAGACACAAGGGAGCGCUGAACGCGCAACAGCAACAUUGGAGAGAAAGUGUGACAAAUGUGACGGCAAUCUUUACAACUUCUUCAAGCCUUCAACUCAUGGCACAAGGCAAGACGAAGGGUCUUCAAGCCAAACAGACCAAUGCUCGCCACGCGCACAAGGCUGCUACCGCCACGAAGAAGGGCAAGCGAUUCAUUGCGCCGAAGAAAACUGCGCUAGUCAAACAAGCGGCUGUCCAAAAGUCCCUCACCGCGAAAAUCAACAAAUCGAUUGAAAAUCAAAUGGUUGCGGCUGCAUCCGGAGGAAAGCUCACCAUCAUGAGGAAUACACAUGAAGGAUCGUCCGCGAAAGGGAAAUAG
Molecule: messenger RNA, 366 nt
Organism: Mycena indigotica
Lineage: Eukaryota; Fungi; Basidiomycota; Agaricomycetes; Agaricales; Mycenaceae
Exons: 4
Coding region: 106-366 (86 amino acids)
Source: RefSeq, a predicted model, not a curated record